Molecule: messenger RNA, 8802 nt
Organism: Anguilla anguilla (European eel)
Lineage: Eukaryota; Metazoa; Chordata; Actinopteri; Anguilliformes; Anguillidae
Product: sodium-dependent neutral amino acid transporter SLC6A17-like
Exons: 12
Coding region: 627-2834 (735 amino acids)
Biological process (GO): proline transport; alanine transport; sodium ion transmembrane transport
Cellular component (GO): plasma membrane; synaptic vesicle
Source: RefSeq, a predicted model, not a curated record
GAAUCGAGGAAAAUGUAUUAUCCUGCCAAUAUUUGAUAAAUAAAAAAACGUUCCUGACGCAUCUGUGUUUUACUCCUCAGUAGUAAUAGGACGGAGAGGAAGCUCAUUUAACUUUCUCUAAAAUUCCCCAAGGGAAUCGUGUUUGCAUAUUUAAAAAAAAAUAGUUGGCAGCAAGUUGCUAUUAUUAGAUGUUAAUAACUUUGCAAUGUGAUAUGCCGGGCUCCUGCGUCAGCCUAUACGCUCUGCACAGUGCAUGUCAAUUUUGAGCCAAAGCAGCAUGUGAUCCUCUUGCAUCCUCGCGCGCACAGAAGCUGGGUACCAAACUCGUGACUGUAGGGAGGCAGGUUACUCGCCGAUUAUAUUCGCUCUGCAUGCGAUGGUAUUAAUUCCCGACAUUAUUUCUUUAUAACGGCACAGGAGGUUCUACGCUGUUUGCAUCAGUCAAGGACUAAAAAGAAACAGGACUAGACGGCCAUCUCCUCCCAAGUUUAGCGCCUGUCAUUUGACCCUCAAGCUAGGUGUGUCCCUCUCCCCCUUCACCGGGUCAGACCCUCUUCUACCCUUGCCCCGUUGAGGCUUUUUUUCUUUUUUCCACUUGCGGGUUCCACCAACACAAGGAGUCCCAGAUGCCCAAGAACAGCAAGGUGACCCAGCGGGAGCACAGCAAUGAGCCCGUCACCGAGUCCGUGGCCGACCUGCUGGCCCACGAGGCGGCGCUGGACUACAAGAGCAGCGUGAUGAAUGUGGGCGGAGCCGGCGGAGGCCCCGCCCAGAAAGGCAAGGGCAAAGCCAAGGACACGGACACCGCGCUGGAGAAUGACGGCCGCCCGGCCUGGAACAGCAAGCUGCAGUACAUCCUGGCCCAGGUGGGCUUCUCCGUGGGGCUGGGCAACGUGUGGCGCUUCCCCUACCUGUGCCAGAAGAACGGCGGAGGGGCCUACCUGGUGCCGUACUUCAUUCUGCUCCUGAUCAUCGGCAUCCCUCUCUUCUUCCUGGAGCUGGCGGUGGGGCAGAAGAUCCGACGGGGCAGCAUCGGGGUGUGGAACUACGUGUGCCCGCGGCUGGGGGGGAUCGGGGUGUCCAGUUUGAUGGUGUGCGGCUUCGUGGGCCUCUACUACAACGUUAUCAUUGGCUGGAGCAUCUUCUACUUCUUCCAGUCCUUUCAGUAUCCCCUGCCCUGGAGCGAGUGCCCAAUCAGGAGGAACGGGACACAAGCCAUCGUGGAGCCGGAGUGCGACAAGAGCUCGGCCACCACGUACUUCUGGUACCGCCAGACGCUCAACAUCACCAGCACCAUCGCCGACAGCGGCGGCCUCAACCUGCGGAUGACGCUGUCCCUGCUGGCCGCCUGGUUCAUCGUCUGCCUGGCCGUCAUCAAGGGCAUCCAGUCCUCCGGAAAGGUGAUGUACUUCAGCUCUCUCUUCCCCUACGUCGUGCUCUUCUGCUUCCUGGUGCGUGGUCUGAUGCUGAAGGGGGCCGUGGACGGCAUCGCGCACAUGUUCACCCCCAAGCUGGAGAAGAUGCUGGAGCCGCAGGUGUGGCGCGAGGCUGCCACUCAGGUGUUCUUCGCCCUGGGCUUGGGUUUCGGGGGGGUCAUCGCCUUCUCCAGCUACAACAAGCAGGACAACAACUGCCACUUCGACGCCACGCUGGUCUCCAUCAUCAACUUCGUCACCUCCGUGCUGGCCACGCUGGUGGUGUUCGCCGUGCUCGGCUUCAAGGCCAACAUCAUGAACGAAAAGUGUGUCGUCGAGAACGCGGAGAGGAUCCUGGACUACCUGAAUUCGAACGAGCUGAGCCACGACCUCAUCCCGCCGCACGUCAACUUCUCCCACCUGUCGACCGCCGACUACGCCGAGAUGUACGGGGUGAUCAAGACGGUGCGGGAGGACGGCUUCGCCAAACUGGGCCUGGAGCCCUGCCUGCUGGAGGACGAGCUCAACAAGGCGGUGCAGGGGACGGGUCUGGCCUUCAUAGCAUUCACGGAGGCCAUGACCCACUUCCCCGCCUCCCCCUUCUGGUCGGUCAUGUUCUUCUUCAUGCUCAUCAACCUGGGCCUGGGCAGCAUGAUCGGCACCAUGGAGGGCAUCACCACGCCCAUCGUCGACACCUUCAAGGUGCGCAAGGAGAUCUUCACAGUAUGCUGCUGUAUCCUGGCCUUCCUCAUUGGGCUUCUGUUUGUGCAGCGGUCUGGGAACUAUUUUGUCACCAUGUUUGAUGACUACUCUGCUGGCCUGCCCCUCACCAUUGUGGUCUUUUUAGAGAACAUCUCAGUGGCCUGGAUUUAUGGCACUAAGAGGUUCAUGCAGGACCUGGAGGACAUGCUAGGUUUUCGACCCUACAGCUUCUACUUCUACAUGUGGAAGUAUGUCUCCCCCCUGUGUCUGCUUGUGCUCAUUGCCGCCACCGUCAUUGAGAUGGCCAUCAGCCCACCGGGCUACAACGCCUGGGUGGAAGACCUGGCUAUGGAGCGCUUCCAGAGCUACCCUCCAUGGGCUCUGGCCAUGUGCUUCGCCCUCAUCAUCGUCGCCAUGCUGCCCCUCCCCUUGGUCUUCAUCGCCCGCCAGUUCAACCUGAUGUCCGACGGCUCCAACAAGCUGUCCGUGUCCUACAAGAAGAGCUGCAUGAUGAAGGACAUGUCCAACCUGGAGGAGCAGGACGAGACCCGCUUCAUCCUGAGCAAGAACCCCAGCGAGACGCCCUCCCCCAUGCCCAACCACCGCUCCUACCUGGGCCCCGGCAGCACGUCCCCGCUGGAGAUGACCAACACCGCCCCCAACAGCCGCUACGGGACCGGCUACCUGAUGCCCAUCACGCCCGAGUCAGAGCUAUGAUCUCAUGCCUCCCCCACACGCACACACCCAGACGCACGCAUACACACAUACAUGCACAUACACACACACACAGACAUGCAUGAAUGAAUACACACACACACACACAGACAUGCACAUGCAUACGCACACGCACACACACACACACACACACACACACACACACAGACAUGCACAUGCACACACACACACACACACACACCAGCAUGUCAUUCCCCUUACAGAGAACAGCAGGGGCAUGGCAGUGCUCCUCAAACCUUAACCUCCCUACAAUUCAAGGCCUUCUGCUGCCACGGGACACCCUGCUCUCCUUUCCCCCUCAGAUAUUAAAGCAGACGUCCCUCGCGCACCCAAACACAAAGGCAAAGCACCUGGCCAAAGUAUGAGCACAUCGCCCGUGAGCUUCCAAAUCAUACAGUCCAUCCAAAUCAAUGAGUGAAAGGGAGUGCCAUUUGCAAGGUGGAACGGGGGACCAGGGCACGGGGGGUGGGGGAGUGAGGGGCUCAUUUUGAGGAAGGACUGGAGAGGAGGAAGGAGGACGGCUGGUACCCAUAUCCACAGGAGUCAGAUGUUCCCCAUAGGCCUCUGAUGCAGCACACUGCAAAGUUAGGGGAGAUUAAGGUGUAUGGAAUGUUGCAACUCUGUACCGUGGCAGAAGGUGUUCAAGGCAGCACAAAUUUUUACCAAGGGGGACUUUUGGCAGGAAGAGGGUACAAGAAAGGGAAGGAUGGAAGAAAGGAGAAAGAAUCUUCAAAUCCUUUUUUCUUUCCCUGAACAUAGCUGUAAAAUAUCAUAAAUAGGUAAAUAUGUAACCUAAUGUUAGAACCUAUAUAGUUGGAGAUUCAAUGUAAUUAUCCACCCUCAUUCACUAGACACAACUAUUCCAGUAUCAGUAAUACAGGAAUGUAUUACAGUACAGUAUUUUUUUUUUUUUAACUAACAUCUUAUCAGGACACGCUUAUACCACUGAAUAUUAUCACUGACUAAACUUGACUACAUCCAUUCAGGCAGAAGCUCUAAGGUACUACAGCACUUCCCCACCUGAAAUUCAAAUAUGGAGCUGUCUGCUGUGUCACUGUGUCUAAUUACUUGGCCAUUCUGCUCUCCCUCCUGAGGUUAUGGAAUGAUGGUACACUGCUACAACUGACCAAUAAGUCUAGCAUUGAUGUUCUAUUAAAACGUCACUGUUGACUAAUGACACAGCACCAGAGCUUUCAAACUGCUGCGUAUUCCGUGCUCCGUUGCUCAGAUCUGGGGGACAUUGAGCCCCUACUGAAAUCAGUUAAAGCCAGUCUGUCUCCAAAACAUUGGUAAAAUUCUACUUAGAAACCCUCAAGGCCACUUUAAUAUACUGUAUUAAUGCAACAUACGUGUUAUUACAAGGUAUCACUAGGAAAGAAAAGGGAAAGAAAAUCUCAAUUACACAAAAUCCAGCUUUCAACCUUCAGUUGUUUAAAGAUGCAAACAAAACUUCAAAAGAGAUACAUUUAGUCACUCACCCUUUGGUCUGUGGUUUCCUGGUCUCCUCUUUCUUAGGCUAAGACUGUACUCAGAGACAUGGGACCAUUACAGGAAAACAGUGUUAGAAAUACACACCGAACACUACACACAGAACCAAUGGAGUCAGCCGGACCAAAUGAUCAAGUUAAGGAGAUUUGUGAAAAACCACUGCUUGAAGCAAUGGACUCUUUUUCACUGCACAUUUCAUUUGUUGAGCUCCUACUAUAUAGUUUGUUUGACCAAUAUUGUAGUUUUGUAAGUGUUAUAUUAUAUAAUAUUAUAUUUUUAUGUGUAAAUAUGUGUCUGGGUGACAUGAACAUGUGUCUGGGUGACAUUAAGUUUCUGCUCCCCCCUAUUUAUUCCUUCUAUUAAAGCUGUGGUAUGCAUAUACAGCAAGGGCCAUCAUGGCUAAAAAAAAAAAAACAAAAAAAAAAAAAACAGCACCUCUGCUAUCAGGAAACAUGUAGGUUUGUCAGUAGCGUAGCACCUCUGCUUUAUGUAUGAUGUCAACCUUGUGUAUACUCUGUAUAGAGCAGGUACUGACCCACAGCUGCCUCAGCUAACUCAGAUAGUCAUUAUAUUCAGUGGUGGAUGAGGAAGAGGAGGAUGAGGAGGAGUAACUGGGGUCCCACAUCAGGCCACUGUUCAUGAAGCUCUUAAAGCAGUGAUUCAAAGCACUAUAGAGGGAAUGGGGGGGGGGGGGAAGUGGGUGUUUACUUACAGGCUCCCAUUCUUAAAUGAUAGGAGAGGAGGUGUUAUACUCACAGAAUCCAGAAUCCUCCCUGAAGUUUUAAAAAUAAUACAGGAUUAGUUCAAUGCUUAAAAGUGACAGUAGGGGCUCUUCCCAGUAUUGCCAGUUUCAAAAACUGAGAUAGCAAGUUUCUGGGCCUCAGAAAACAGUGAGUUCAGCGUAGAGUUUGUCAUUCACGGGUAACUCAACCUGUCACUGGGUUUUCAGAAAACCUACUGAAGACAGAGCUACUCAACCCUGACCCUGAAUGAAGAGCAUCAGUGUUUGAAAGCUUUUCUUCAAGCCAGACCUGGAACCGCUUGACCAAAACAAGUGUUAGUGAUUUAAACCAAUUCUGGAAACAGACACUGGGUUGUGGCGGCCCAGGACAAGAGUUGUGAAGCUCUGCAUGACGGAGAUAGCAAAAGUAAUCACAGUUACAAACUACAACCUGAACAUAAUCAUGUAUAACUCUGAAACAAGAACUGAGUGAGGUGGGUAAAGGAAGACUCACAGUCAGUCGUCUGUAGGCGAAGCUGUACUUAUUAGGGGAGAAGAGAUGGCCACUAGAUGUCAGUGUUUGUCACAUAAAGAGGAUUCUGCACUGCACAGCAGUCACUCAAAAGUUCUGGAAAUCCAAAUGUUAAGAAAAGUUAACCAAAGACACCAAAUAAUUCCUGUACGUCACAUUCCACUUUGGUUUGAAGCAGGACCAAACUUAUUAACACAAUGUUUUAAAAUGGCUGAAAAGUGGGUCCAUAUUGAUGAGGGGACGCAUUGAAACACUGAUGUUCUUGUAUUUGCACUUACUGAUUUGAUUUCCCUUGGGUCCUUAUCAAUGCUUUGAGAAUCGCUGCUUUUCCUGAAUGAGGUCUGUGGUCCCUUCUACAUACAGACACACACGCACACCCACCCACCCACAAACACACACGCACACGUAAGCACACGUACACACACACACACACACACACACACACCCUCCUUGUGACCUCACAAUGACACAGUACACAAAAUGGUCUCAUACUGUAGGUGCCUAAACCAUAAAUUAAUCUCAGCUCUUUCAUGCCCAGCACAGUAUUAGAUGCUGUAAAAGCUUACUGUAGUGUUGCGAUUGUUUUAGUAUCUAAUGGUUGGAGAUAACCAGUUUGUGCACUUUACUAUAGACAGGGGCACUGGAGUUGCAUGGCUUGUCUUCAUGAAGUCCAAGUCCUGCAUAUCCUGAAUCGCUCUCAUGAUUGUGUCAAGUUAUUUACAUUUUGUGUUUUUCUCCUCUGGAAGUUCAUUUAGAUGCACAAUGAUAUGAAACGCCCGUGUCCACAAGCACACAAUAUACUGGACUAAAGUACAGCUGUCACAAGCGAUGGCUGCAGCACAAUAAUGAGUAAAACUUUUAAUUCAAAUGUAGCAACUGCACAGCGAUCUACCAUGCAACUAAUUUAGAAAUUAACUUGAGUUUGUGUAUAAAAUGUAUAAGCCUUUACCACAACCACAAUGUCACCUUCAACUUCAAUCCUUAACCUUAACCUUACCAGUGCAGUUCAAUUGUUAGCUCACAAUAUUUAAAUGGUAUUAUAUAAUAAUAUUAUAUAAGAUCUAAUAUAAUCACACUGAUAAAUUGGCUGCUAUUAAAUAUGACCCUGUUAUGGCUUGAAGCUGGAAUACAUAGCACACAAAUUGAAAUGGCACACUUGCUGACAAAGUGCACAGCACCAUGGCGUAUCAAAAAAGAAAGAAUGUGGCACAAUUUUCUUCCUGAUAAAUAUAUUUUCGAUGGGCAGCAUUUUUCAUAUAAAUAUGGACCAAAUGAAUCAAUAUGAAGUAGCUACAGAUUAGACAGUACUGAAAAUACUGACAAUGGUUAGACAGCACAGUAGACUCUCCAUGUGAUCCUCCGGGUCCUUAAUUUAAAAUAAGAAACAUAACUUUUUUUUUUUUUGGUCCGUGAUAUAGCGGCAAUAGUAGAGUUACACUAAAAUUGAACGUGCUCACCUAUUAACCAAUCAUUGUAGUUUUUUGAUGUGGAGAGCAAAUAUUUUUGAUUGCAUCAAAAAAAAAAAAAAAGUCUGACAAAGUGACUGACAGCUUUUGUUGAACCCAUUAUGGGGUUCAAGAAACCAUCCUCUCCAAUCACUAUCUUACAGCAUCCAAUCACAAUCCUCAAUGUUCACACUCUCUCACAGCAUCCAAUCACAAUCCUCAAUGUUCUACGGUUCUGAAAUCAAAAAUGAAUGACAAUGGAACUCCAGAGCCUCUCUCUUGCUAGCUCAAAAAAAGGAUCGCUAUUAAAAUGGGAAAAUUCUCUUUUAGUUAACUUAAUUUUUUUGUUAAUUUUUUAAAUGAUUGCUUAUUUAUUUUUUUAUUGUGAUGCUAGAAGCCAUGGUAUUAAUGAUAAAAUCAAGUACUAUAUUUGUAUUAUUGUAUAUUUAAACUGUAUAUGUCAUUGUACAUUCUAUUAUAUUAACAAUAAGGACAAAAUAAUGGUUAUGAUGCAAAUAUUUUCAUCCUGUGCUGUAUAUACAUACGUCAUAUUUACAAUUUUGUAGUUGGCAUACCUGUAUCUCCUUUUGUGGCUGGGGAGAUAUCUUGGGAGUGGACAGGUUUGUGUUUUAUGUUUUAUGGGGGAGGGUCUGUGUCCUUUAUUCAAUGUAGUUUGUGUGAUUGUGUGUUGUUGACUUUGCACCACCUCUAUAAUCAGUCCCUGCAAUUUCCCUCAACAACUGUAUACGGGAAUAUUCCUGUAUAAAUCAAGGUAUUCGUUGAUUCAGCAGUUUAAAUAUAUAUAGAUAUAUAGAUAUACUAUUAUACUUAGUAGAUGCUUUGGUUUCAUGUGUGCAUAGUGUUCAGGGACCUUGACACUUUCUCCUCCUGUGUUUUAUGUCAAUGCAAUUUUUUAGUGUGGACCUACCUCCUACAGCACUGGGCAUAUACACGCCCUAAAUGUCCCCGUGACCUUCAGCAUUUCCCUGAUGAAUAAGAAUAAGACUGUGUAAUAGUGGGGCUGCUUACAUAUGAAAAUAGCAGUCCAUCAUAGAGAAAUAGUGCUGUCUGCACCACAAUUCAAGAAAGCAAUCUACCCUUUUUUGUCUAAAUGUGUGCACUGUAAAUGCCUUCACACUGCAAAAACUGUACGUGAAGUCACCGUAGGUGAGUUUCUAUUCAAUCUGAUUGUAGUUGCACUUCUUCUUGUCUCUUUUAACUCCAAGACGAUGUCAUAAGGUUUCUUUUAUUUAUUUUUUGUGUAUAAAUCUUUCUGCUCUGUGUACUCUGCCAGCCAUUUGAUUGACACACUGUAAAAGCCAGACACUUGCAUUGUAUCUUUCUGUGUAGAAGCAAUAUCUCCAUUUAACAAGCAGUAACGAGAAAGUGAAGCCAAUCUCUCUGGGAGAGAAGCUGAAAGGAGUGCCAAAGACACUCCUGCGGUACCUGUUUUGUGUUUGUGCGUGUGUGUGUGUGUAUAUAUGUGUGUGUAUGUGUGUGUGUGUGUGUGUGUGUGCGCAUGCCUUUCUCCCGACAAUUAUCAAUAACGCUAGGCCUCACCAAGCACAGGUUUUAUGACGUCUUAAGACUUUCUACAGCGAUUCUACAUUAAAGCACACUCCCGUUCAGCAGUCAUGAAGAUGAGUAUUCCGGUGUUUGAGUCUGGAUGACUGUACAGUGUUCUAAUUAUGUGUGGAAAAAGAUCUUGUGGUUGUCACCAAAAAAUAUAAAUAAAGACAAUAAAAACUGUUGUUCUUAUUUCAA